Messenger RNA from Pseudomyrmex gracilis, 3394 nucleotides. RefSeq names its product transmembrane protein 245. NCBI's taxonomy places the organism in Eukaryota, Metazoa, Arthropoda, Insecta, Hymenoptera, Formicidae. Bases 383 to 3043 code for a protein of 886 amino acids. The record is from RefSeq and is a predicted model, not a curated record. The transcript is spliced from 9 exons.
AAAAGAUUAGAGGAAAAAGCGCCAACAGUUUUCUUACUUCUACGUAAUUUGUUUUUUACUUGUCUCUUUAAAAUUUGAGACAAUCCACAAUUCCGUCUUUCCUCGCGGACUGGUUUUUUUUUUUUCGUGACUAAUAUAUAUUCACAGUUUUAUUAUCACCGCCUGAGGAUUGUAUCAGCGUGUCCUCAAUCACAGGCAAUAAAUUGGUGUGUCGAUCGGCGCGUUGCGCGACGUUUAUACGUGGCAACGGAUAUCGAAUUCCGUCCUUUUUUUGAUUUAUCAACAAAAUGCGUCUUUUUGUUGUUCCCGGUCGAGAAUACGUUUAAAAAGCGCUGCAAGUGGAAGUUAUUUAUUGCAUACAAAUUAACUACAUAUACAUAUUAUGGAUCAUGCUCGCUCGCCAAUGGAUAACCUCUUCAACAUGCUGUCGAGUUUCAGCGCCGGCCACGAAAAAGCCCUGAAACAGGGCAUCUACAACUCCGUCGCGCUUUUCUUUCUGUGUCUGGUCUCGGCAGCCGGCUACGGCCUCUAUAUCAUACUCAGACCCUUCGUCAAGCCGCUUGUCUGGGCUCUAUUGUGCGGUUCUGUUUUGUUCCCUUUCAAGUGCUCACUGGCCACCACAGUGCAAUCCUGGUUCACCAAGAAAGAAGCCUCGCACAGUCCCCUGAUCGUCGAUGUCAGCCUUCUGCCUGUACACAUAUUUGACAAUGUGUCCGAUAAGUUGGGUUCCUUCCUCUGGUCCCACAUCAAAUAUAUUAUUGGUACGGUCACGCUGGUGUUAGGGACUGUAGGUAUAUAUCACUAUACUCCCACCAUACUGACAUGCUUCGCUUGGAGAAUCGUUCAGGCAUUUACAACUGUCUCGGGAUUCUUCAUUCUGACAUGCAACAUUUACACGGUUUCCACAAUACUUAUAGGAUAUUUGAUAGUUCUGUAUGUUCACUGGACACCAGCGAAUUUCACUCGUUUCCGCUACAUGUCUUUUGUGAUGUGGUUCAUUGUCAGUAUGUACCUAUCAAACAUAGCUGGUGCCUACAGAGUCCUGGUCUUCGCCAUUCUGCAAAUUCUAUGCGCAAUAGGAUUUGUUUACGAAGUGUUGCUGAUCAUGGAAACCCAAGAGCUGAUCAAUGGCAGUCCUAUGACAUUCUCGGAGGCUGCGCGUUUUGCUUUAACCAAUAAUCUGUUGCCAAGCCUGCAACAAGAGGACAAAUUAGCUCCACUGAAGAGUGACGAGCAAACGGAUGAUUUGAAAAAGAAAGAAAGUACCGAUGCAUCAGCUUGUCCUAAAGAGAAAGAGGAAAAGUUUUCCAGCGUGGAGGAAAUCAAAAGAAUUGCCAGCACACCGAGACUCGGUGUAAAGUCGAUAUCUCUGGACACGGACGCCGCUCUAUCCGCGAUGCGCAAACGGCCUGCGAGUAGCGCACAGUCUCGCGCAAAAGCGCGUUAUUUGCUCGGCAAACUGAAGGUCGAAUUCCGAGGAUCAUUCGAUAUGCGUGACGAUGAGGAACUUGUCGAUACCGACAAGUACAUGUACGGAGCGGUUUACGCGUGCAUCGGUAUGCUUCUCUGGAAAUACUGGUGGAUCGUGCACAUCCUCGUGAUCCCUUUGGUGUAUUAUAUCGUGAAGCAACUAGGUAAUUACUUUGGCUUCUGGGAUAUGAUAUACAAGUAUUACGACUGGGUGCUACAAGCGGUCAAGUCGUGGUGCCUGGAACGACAUCAAGCGCUUCUACCUUCCAACAUCAGAGGUCUUUACAAAGUGAGCAUCAUCGUGGACGAGAAAGUGAGGAACAUUUUAAAAAGUUCCGUCGACGCGGUGGCGACAACAGCUGUAAUAUUCGGCCUAAUCAUCUUCAUUACUUUCACGUCUAUUUUUAUAACGAUACAGGUUUACGCGGAGGGUAUACAUCUCGUUCAAGUGACAGGAGAAAUAUUGAAUUCCUCUUUGAUGAAUAAUCCCGAUAUCGAAUGGAUGCCAGAAAAAUGGGAAGAGUCCGUCAACAGUGUUUUAGAUAACGCUUACACGUACGGACGGAGCGCCAUAUCCGACGGAAUUCGAGGUCUCGUUAAAGAUAUCGAGCCGACGAAAGCUGAGCUGAUGGAGAAGAAAGUUUUGGAACUCUGGGAUCGUCUUUACCAGGCGUGGAUGAUGUCGAAUGUGGACGAAACUUUCGUGGGUCCUACUGUAGACAUAAUGACCGCGUAUUCCGCAUGGGAGAAUUUCAAGGAAAGCGUCGGCACGCCUUUCCAUUUGUUCAAUAUGGAAAGCAUGCAGAAUUUCGUCAAGGAAAAUAUCGGCAUCUUCAUGUCCGUGCUCGAUUCUAUCUGGAGUAUUGUCAAAGGCAAUAUGUCUGUGAUACUGACAAUUUUUACAGAGUUAUUCUACAUCGUACUGAUGAGCGGAACAGCCGUACUUAAUUUCGUUCUUAGCAUGGUUGUGUUCUUCACAACUCUAUUUUAUCUCCUCAGUUCUAGCAAUGAAACUUAUAAACCCAUCGAAUUGGCAACGAUGUUCAGUCCCAUCAGUUGUUACAACGCACGUAAUACGGAUGGGUUCGCCGUGGCGCUGCAAGAAGCGGUGAUUGGCGUGUUUGCGGCCACUUUUAAGCUCGCCUCCUUCUUCGGCAUGUGGACGUGGUUCAUUCACAACUUGUUCCAAGUGAAGAUCGUUUACUUGCCGUCGGCCUUGGCGACUAUGCUGGGAGCGGUGCCGUUUUUAGACGCCUACUUCGCUUGCAUUCCGGCCACCAUUGAACUUUGGUUCACUCGCGGCUCGAUGACUGCUAUCUCGUUCUUUCUUUUCCAUUUUCUACCGUGCAACAUAGUUGUGACGGAAUUCUACAAAGAAAUUAAAGGCGGCGGACAUCCUUAUCUAACAGGUCUGUCGAUAGCAGGCGGAAUAUUCUGUUUGGGUGUGGAAGGAGCAAUUUUUGGCCCUCUGCUCCUAUGUUGCAUCAUGGUCGCCAUUAAUUUAAGUCGACGUUACCUGCACACGCCCGAGGAGGAAGUUAUAAUUCCAGCGUAUUCUUCCAGCGUGAUGUAGUCCAAAGUGAUGUUACAAUUUUGCUAACAAAAAAAGAUCUAACUUUUGCUUAAUUAAUACUAUUGAGUGAGCUACGGGCUUGGCUCCAGCGCUUUAUCUUUUAGAGAUGAGAAACUUUGAUAAAUGUUUUACGAACGUUAAAUAAUGCUGCACAAUGGCUGGAACAUGCAGACAGUUUAUGUGAAAGUCGCGUUUUACACAUUUUCAUGUGAUACAGAAGCUAAUAAUAAGAUUUAGAGCGCUUGCGCUUGAUAGAUCUAGAAAUAUUUAAAUUUAUAACACACAAGAGUGAAAUAUUAAUUUAUUUUUUUUUAAUUUUAAUAUUUGUUUUUUUUUUAACGAUUUUUCAGU